Messenger RNA from Conger conger (European conger), 6344 nucleotides. RefSeq names its product corin, serine peptidase (gene corin). Gene Ontology annotation, cellular component: membrane. Gene Ontology annotation, molecular function: protein binding; serine-type endopeptidase activity. The record is from RefSeq and is a predicted model, not a curated record. The transcript has 22 exons. NCBI's taxonomy places the organism in Eukaryota, Metazoa, Chordata, Actinopteri, Anguilliformes, Congridae. The coding region runs from base 202 to 3567 and encodes 1121 amino acids. Gene Ontology annotation, biological process: acrosome reaction; regulation of blood pressure; peptide hormone processing.
CUUCUGCUGAGACUCAAAGCAUGCCCUUUACUGUUUUCCAAACUCUCCUCCAAUGUAAGUUUUAAAACUAUAACCACGUUAGCUUGCCGCGUCAACGCUACAGUGCGUUAUUAAAGGCUGUUCUAAUAAAGACAAGAGUGCAAGAGUAAAAGGUUGCUGUGGCAUUGCUGCCAGCAGGUGUUGGGGACAGAUGAAGACAAUAUGGGGGAUGCUUGUUCUCAGAAGCUGGGAUCUGCCAAGUACCUUCGGCUCCUCCUGUUCAUCCUGAUCCCCUGUAUAUGUGCACUCAUCUGUUUACUGGUCAUCCUCCUGGCUUUUGCAGGUAUAAUCGGAAAUGGCAUCCUGGAAACCAGCGAGACGGACACGCUCUCUGCCAGUGAAAGUGCUCUUACCACAGACAUUCCCUACGUGGUACUUAACACGGGAUCGCCCAGGGCGACCACAGAGAGGGAGCUGAACACCCAGUCCCUGCUGCUCCACACCAACCGUGACCAAACCAGCCAGGGCAUGGGCCACUGGCAGCCUCGCUCUGAAGACUCCUCCCGGACGCCCGCCCCUCCAACCACGCCCGCUGAGGCUUACACCAGCGUCCCAGAGUGGGUGACAUCUCUGUCCACACUGACGCCUGCUCCGACCACCCCCCAGGACAGGGCCACCCCCUCUCCGGAGCAGGAUGCCUGCUCUGACAUCAGUGAGAGCCAGUGCCACAUGCUGCCCUACAACCAGACCAGCCUGUCGUCCAGCAGUGCCAUUGUGAAGAGCAUCGAGGUGGAGAUGUUCCUCAAGUUCUUCAGCUAUCUGAACCGCCUCAGCUGCUACCGCCACAUCAUGCUGUUUGGCUGCAGCCUGGCCCUCCCAGAAUGCAUCAGCGAGGGUGAGGAAAGGUAUGCGAACAGGCGGCUGGUCUUCCCGUGCGUGUCAUUCUGCGAGGCGGCGCGGGAGGGGUGCGAGCCCGUCCUUCAGAUGUUCAACGCCUCCUGGCCCGACUUCCUGCGCUGCUCCCAGUUCACCAACAGCUCCACCGCCGGGGACGGGUCUGCGGUCUGCUACAGCCCCAAACACGUGAAAGGAAAGCCCUCUCUGUGCGGGGGGCGAGAUCACUUCCUGUGCUCCAGCGGGAUCUGCGUCCCCAGGAAGCUGGUGUGCAACGGCUACAACGACUGUGACGACUGGAGUGACGAGGCAGAGUGCUCUUGCGAGGGCGAGCAGUUUCGGUGCGGCACGGGGCGGUGUCUGAGCCAGGGGUUCGUGUGCGACGGGUACGACGACUGCGGGGACCUGAGCGAUGAGCAGAACUGUGGUGAGUCUCAUUUCUCCCACCCCCUCUCCCAAUCCCCCAAUCCCCACUCCGCCCCCGUCUUUUCAGCACGUGGCUGGAAGCCUCCUGAUCACCUCCGGGAUUCAUCUCCAGUGAAUAUCCCGGAACAUUCCGCCGGUGGGGAAAAUGUCUGUAACCUAGCCAAGGAGCACAAGUGUGGGGACGGGAGGUGCAUCACCAGAGACUGGCUGUGUGACGGGGACCACGACUGCCUCGACAAGAGCGACGAGGUCAACUGCUCGUGUAAGAGCCAAGGUCUCCACGAGUGUCGCAGUGGCCAGUGCAUCCCUGUGGCCUUCGUCUGCGACGGGGAGGAAGACUGCAAGGACGGGAGCGACGAGGCCAACUGCACCCAGCAGCAGAGCCAGAGCACAUGUAGUCCUGGACAGCCAAGCUGCAUCGCCACCACAUGUUCCCAAGGUUGCCAUGGAAAUACCCCCUGCGACAGCCGCACCAACGGCUCCAACUGUAGUCGGUGUGAGCCCAUCACCUUGGAGCUCUGUAUGAAUCUGCCCUACAACACUACCAGCUUCCCCAACUACCUGGGCCACCAGACACAAAAGGAGACCUCCAUUAGCUGGGAGUCGUCUCUCUUCCCCGCUCUGGUUCAGACCAACUGCUACAAAUACCUCAUGUUCUUCGCCUGCACCAUCCUGGUGCCAAAAUGUGACCCACAGACCCAUCAGAAAGUCCCCCCUUGCAGGUCUUUGUGCCGUAACUCCAAGGAGCGGUGCGAGUCUGUGCUGGGGAUUGUGGGAUUGCAGUGGCCAGAGGACACGGACUGUACCCAGUUUCCCGAGGAUGGCCAGGGGAACACCACCUGCCUGCUACCAGACCCUGAUGUAGAAGAGUGCUCGCCCAGUCACUUCAAGUGCAGGUCCGGGAGGUGCGUCCUGUCGUCCAAGAGGUGUGACGGGCACAUGGACUGUGACGACGACAGCGACGAGGAGCACUGCGGUUGUAAGGAGAGAGGAUUGUGGGAAUGCCCCAGCAACAAAGCCUGCAUCAAGCACACAAUGAUCUGUGAUGGAUUCCCAGACUGCCCGGACCUCGCAGAUGAGAGGAACUGCUCGAUCUGUGAUGAUAACGAGCUCGCCUGCAACAAUCACGAGUGUGUACACCGCAUGCUGUGGUGUGACGGCAGGAAGCACUGCUCGGACAGCUCCGAUGAGUGGGACUGCGUGUCUCUGUCCAACAGCACCGCCUCGGCGCUGACCGUGCACAAGACGGCGUCGGAGUACCAGGUGUGCGCUGACGACUGGCACCCGCGGAUGAGCCGCCUGGCCUGCAGACAGAUGGGUUUAGGAGUCCCGACUGCCGUUGAGAUGCUAUUGGACGAGCCCAGCCAGCCGGGACGCAGGCGGUGGCUCCACGUCCGUCCUGAUUGGCUACAGAAGAAUGGGUCAGCUUUGCAAGCCAUGCUGGAGAAGAGAGGACAUCCGUGUCACUCCCGUAGGAAAAUAUCUCUCCACUGCACAAAAGAAGACUGUGGGCGCCGCCCAGCAGCGCGCAUGUCAAAGCGGAUCCUGGGCGGGCGCACUAGCCGGCCAGGUCGCUGGCCCUGGCAGUGCUCCCUGCAGAGUGAUCCCAGCGGACACAUCUGCGGCUGCGUGCUGAUUGGCCGGAAAUGGGCUCUGACUGUGGCCCACUGCUUCGAAGGCCGGGAGAGUGCGGACGUGUGGAAGGUGGUUUCUGGGAUCAACAACCUGGACCACCCGUCGCCCUUCAUGCAGACCAGAAAGGUGAAGAACGUGAUCGUUCACCCUCGGUACAACCGCGCUGUGGUGGACUACGACAUCAGCGUGGUGGAGCUGGACCAUGAGGUGGAGGAGACCAGCUACGUUCGGCCGGUCUGUCUCCCCCACCGGGGGCAGCUGCCCAAGCCCGACACCUACUGCUACAUCACCGGCUGGGGUCACAUGGGCAACAGGAUGCCUUUCAAGCUGCAGGAAGGGGAGGUGAGGAUCAUCUCACUGGACCAGUGUCAGUCUUACUUCGACAUGAAGACCAUCACCUCCCGGAUGCUGUGUGCUGGGUACGAGUCAGGGACUGUGGACUCCUGUAUGGGUGACAGCGGGGGUCCGCUCGUGUGCCAGGAACCAGACGGACGGUGGAGCCUGUACGGACUCACUUCCUGGGGCUCCGUCUGCUUCUCCAAAGUUCUGGGGCCCGGCGUCUAUAGCAACGUGACCCACUUCGUGGAGUGGAUCGAGAGACAGAUUUACCUGCACACUUUCCACCUCACCUAGCUGGGCUGUGCGGUGCGGGAGGUCUGUCAUCGCUUUCUUUCUUUAGUCAUGGGUGGAGGGUGUGUGAGCAGAAUCAGCGGGGAGGUUUUCUCCUCCUGUGAGGGACUAAAGAGGGAUCUGGGAGGAGAGGAGAGGAGAGGAGCAGAGCCCUGAACUUGGGGUACAGCUCUGCUCUGGUUGCCCUGAGGGUGGAGAUUGAGGACGUCUGCCAUCAUCGUCACUGUGUUCUGUGGCUAUUCAAAGAGGAAGCGUCUCACGGAUACUUUCGCUGUCUUAGUUGUUGUUCUGUCUCUCUGCAAAGCUGCAAGCUGUGUAAAUGCAUCCCAUCUAUUGUGCAUUCCACAGAACAGUAGUCUUUGGUCUACUGGCUCCCCAGGACUGCACACACCACACACAUGCACGUAGAUACACACACACACACACACACACACACACAGACACACACAUGCACACUAGAUAUGAACGGGAUGACCUUGUGUGUUUGUGUGUAUGUGUGUGUAUGUGUGUGUCUGUGUGUGCAUGUGUGUGUGUGUGUGUGUGUGUGUGUGCAAGUCAUUGAAUCAAGGAAAGGCAAAAGGAGGAAGCACAAGAAAAUUAAAGUAAUGGUUUUCUAAUUUAUGUCUGAUAGCUGAAUUCAGAAACUCAAUUUAACGCAACAUUUACGCAUCCAGGCUUACAUUGCGAUAAAUGAUACAGCAGUACCUGUGUCUGUCUCACUCAGCAUCCUGUAUGUAUUUUAAAUCACAGUGCUAAAGCUAUCCACACUGGGUGUACAGGCGUACACUGAUAAUGAAAAUCACAUUAUUAUUUAUGUAUAUCCUUUAACACUUUACAGUGAGUGGGGGGAGCUCUUCUCAACCAACAACAGUAUGUGGCAUCCAUUUGAGAGAUGCACAGCAGACGUUUUACUGUACAUGUUCGUCAGAAUGAUCACCACAAAAUGUACGCACAUACACACUAGGUUCACAGCUACAGGCAUUCUUGUAUGUGUGGAGACCUAUUUUUAAAAAAAUAUUCAGGGUCUCUAGUGAAUAUAUAUUGCAUCUGCAACUUUUGUAAAGCUGCAGAAGAGGCAAUCAUUUAUCCCUUUUAUUUUCUUAUCUUUUUUUGCCGUAUCAAAUUACACAGAAUACACCUUUUUUACAUUUCAUUCGUACUGGAUUUAAUAAUCCAUUGACAUUCAUUGGUAUUUCAAUAUUUUGGAAUCACAUAAAGACAUUGAGUAAUGUAACAGACUGACUGAAAAGACCCCAAAUCAUAAAUACGUGCCACUGAUUUCUCUUUCGCACACAAUUGAGUGACUGUUACCAGUUUUUACAAGUAAAUAGCUGCUAUCUGCAUCUGAGCCCCAGUGAAUGCCAGAUUCAUAAACAAAAUAGCACAUUGAUUUCUUAUUAGUUGUUAUUAUUAAAUACAGUAUUUAUUAAAUACAAGUGUCUUCAUUCACAAUAGGUCAGCCUUUUGGUACAACCUCCUGUAAAAAGAAUAGGAGUGAUAGUGAGUGAGAAUGCUACUGACAUUAAAAUUUCAAAGGGAAAACUCGCGAUAGAAUAGAAUCUGCUGUUUUAAGACGACUUUUUAUAUUUUACGGUCAUUAUCAUAUUUAAAUAUCAUAUUCGGGAAAUCUGGUAGAAUUGCUCAUAGAAUUAAAGAUUUAUCAACACAGAAAACAGAUUAGACAUGCAUAUUGUCUUCACACUUUUUUUCAGUAAGGCAUAAAUAUUACCAAAAAUAUAUAUAUUUUAUUUUGAACAACCCACACGUCAACUCUUGCUUGGUAUCUUUGAAGCUGUUUGUAUAGUACCUGCAUAUUGCUUUAAAGGACCAGCAUAACCAGUGACAAUGACUACAGUUAAGUCAGCGUAUCGGGUGCUUACAUGAAUCAUUGACUGACCAAAUAUGUACAUUAAGGAUUCAUCACUUUGGUCAUACACAUACAGUAUGUUAUAGAUUGUACAAUAUUAUAAUUGUGAAAGCUAAGCAAGUAAACAAAGUCGUUUUCAAGCAAAGGCAAGAUAAGCUAGUAUAGUAGCACAGCAUAGCAUUGUUAGGACUGUGAGUGAUAAUUUCCAGAAGCGUAUUGUAUGUGUCAAUAUUUUUCCACCAGUGCAGCUACCAGCAGUGUUGCAAAUAGAAUUGAUUUAAUCAAAGUUUCAUUAUUCAUCCUUUACAUUCAUUCAGUUGUGUUUGAAUCUGUGUACGUUACAUUAGCAGCGAUGCUACAGUAUGUAUGGCCAAGACAACUGGAUGGUUUGUGCCAAAGUCAAAAAGCUUUUUGUUACUUUUGUGUGUAUACAGUACGUACUUGUGUGGAAAAUACUAUUCCUCUCCAGAGAGAAGAUACUGAUAUUAGAAUCUGUGUUGUGUGCACUUGUGGGCACGUGUGUGAGCGUGUGUGUCUGGCUGUGUACUGGGCGUGUUGCUGUAUGUGUGUGUAUGUGUGUGUGUAUGUUUGGUGUAUGUCUAUAUCGAUGACUAUAUGCAUACUAUUAUGCUUAAAUGUUUCAGUGUAACAUUCCAUGUAAAGACUUGUUGUUUGUAAUUUUCUAAAGUAUUUUUAUACAGCUUUUGUAUGUGCGCACAUGAACUGUUUUGGUCCCAAACAUGACUUUGGUAUUUUUACAGUUUGUUAUCAUUUCAAUUGUAAAUGACAAUCUUAUUUGAAAAGGCAAAAUGUAAAAGCAGCAAGCAUACCAGACUUGAUUUCUAUUGAAUAAUAAACUUUGUGAACACAAAUGUAUUAAUAAAUAUGUAUUUUGUGUGACUAACUGAAAGAA